Molecule: messenger RNA, 4690 nt
Organism: Sycon ciliatum
Lineage: Eukaryota; Metazoa; Porifera; Calcarea; Leucosolenida; Sycettidae
Product: ubiquitin carboxyl-terminal hydrolase 48-like
Exons: 33
Coding region: 277-4065 (1262 amino acids)
Biological process (GO): protein deubiquitination
Cellular component (GO): nucleus; cytosol
Molecular function (GO): cysteine-type deubiquitinase activity; cysteine-type endopeptidase activity
Source: RefSeq, a predicted model, not a curated record
AUGCAGUAGUCACUAGAGCUGCAAGGCAAGCCUGGUUGAGUGUUGUUGGUUUUGUGGAGCUGCCUUGAAUGACUUCGCUGUCGGUGCAUCUGCGUCUGGACUUGAGUGUUUUUGUGUACAGAGCUGGGCAUACUGCUCAUGACGACAUGAGUCCAUGACCCUGUCUGUGCAGCAGUGUCUGUGUAGUAAGUGGGGUGCCCUCUGCCCGCCAGCCAGCUAGCUCAGCGUCUGUCUACAGUCUAGUCUGUGUGCGUGUGUGGAAAUCCUUUUGGGGAAAUGGCGCCAAAGGCUGUAUUGGAGAAGAAGGCCUGGGAAUGGACCGGACGUAUUCCUCCUGAGAACGUGCAACAAGAACACCUUGUUUUGGCUUAUCGGCUCAAUCUUCUACCAUGCAAAAGCGGCUCGUGCAAGCGAAAUUGUCGGGGAAAUCCCAGCUGCUUGCAAGGCCUUGGAGAGCGACAUUGGUUCUCAGAAGCAUCAGACGCUUCUUUCAACGACAGCCUCGAGCCGGAGAGUGAACGUCGAGAUGAGUCGCAGUGUGUCGGCCUUCGUAACCUGGGUGCAACCUGCUACUAUAAUACCUUGCUGCAGUUGUGGUUUCACGACCCAACGUUUCGCUCGGCCCUGUACCAGUGGAACGAGGACGAGGACCCAAUGGUGUGCGCGGCACGGCAUGAGCAGCGCCAAGCGGACGAGAAACGCCAGGCCGCCGAUGACAAGCAGCGGGAAUGCUCUCCACCCUCAUCAUCAUCAUUACCCACAGUCAAGUCGUCCCCAAGCCCAGGUGUUGCCACCGUUGCAGCAACCACAGCAGGUUUGAGCGAAAUUGGUGCUGAGGACGAGGAAGAGGCUGCGCUCAUUCGCCAAGCCAUUGCAAUAUCCAUGGAAGACUGCGAGCGUCCGCAGAAAGACAAUGGCGAAGUAGCUGUAGCAGAUGGGGAUCACUCCGCCGCUGCUGUCAAUGGAGAUGGAGAUACCGAUUGUUCUGUUUCGAAAGUAGUGGCGUCUGCAGAAGUGCCCGAAGAGCCAGUGUCGCCAUUGAUGAAGUCAGUCUGUGGUCAGCUGCGCCUUCUGUUUGCCAAGCUGCAGCUGAGUAAACGCAGGUAUAUCGACACUGUCGACUUCAGCACUACACUGGGUCUAAAUAUCAACCAACAGCAGGAUGCUCAAGAGUUUUGCCAGCUGUUCAUUUCGUUGCUUCAGACGCAGCUAUCUUCGCAGUCCAAUGCCAGUGUCAAGAACCUCAUUCAGAAUCAGUUUGGCGGUCGAUUUGCUUAUGUCACUAAGUGUGCAUCAUGCUCGGCUAAAAACGUGAACCCAUCGACGUUCUAUCAGCUGGACCUCUCCAUCCAGCAGCAUGACAGUCUGACGGAUUGUCUACGGGACUACUUGAAGGAGGAAAUUCUGGAUGGUGACAACCAGUAUUCCUGUGGUCGUUGUGCAAAGAAACGUGAUGGCACUCGACAUAUGGAGCUCUUAACAUUGCCGCCGGUCCUCAACUUUCAGCUGAUGCGAUUUAUUUUUGAUAGGAAGACGUUUCAGAAGAAGAAGGCAAAGUCAUGGUGCCAGUUUCCAGAGGAGCUGGAUAUGUCAGAGUUUGUCCACCGUGGUGGGACCACUGAGAGCAUGUAUGACCUAACAGGUGUGCUAAUUCAUUGUGGACCUAGCGCUUACUCUGGUCACUAUGUGGCACACAUCCAGAACACCGAGACCAAACAGUGGUGGCAAUUCAAUGACGAGAGCACUGAAGUGAUGAGCGGUAGCAAGUUGCACCUAGGCCUUAAUAAGAUGGACGUGGGCAAGCUGAAAGGCAGGAAGACGCAGAAGGGCUGGCACACCUCCAAUGAUGCGUACAUGCUGGUCUACACUCGCCGCACUGCGUCACAACCCGCGGCCACUCUGCUCUCGUCGCCACCGGAAGAGGUGAAGUCACUUGUUGACAAGGACAAUGAGGAGUUAGAAGAUUGGAUCGAGAACACCAAGUGCUGUCAGAUGGAGAAUGUUGAAUCCGGUCGCCAGAAGCGAUUAGAGAAGCAGACUUUGUACUCCCUGCUCAACGUGACACCUGCGGACAAGGACUUUCGCUUCAUCAAGACGUCUUGGCUGCAGACGUGGCUCGACGAAGAGACCAGCGACGAGGCUGUUGACGCGCUCUCUGACAGCGACAUCCGCUGUGUGCAUGGCAAUUUGGAUGUAGCCAAAAUUGACCUUGUCAAGCGGAUCAGCAUCACAGCGGCCACAGAACUAAUAUCACUCUAUGGCGGCGAUCUGCACCUUGGCAAAGAUUCGCUGUGCCGGGAGUGCGUAGUACUGAAGUGCCGGCACAUGCGCUUCCAAUCCAAGCUUGCUGAGGACGUUCGGCAAGUUUCAGCUGUGCUCAAAGCCAAAUCCUCUGAUUCCUCCUCCUCUGCAUUUUGGAUCGGCAAGACAUCUCUGCAGCGCUGGCGACGGUUUGCUAACGAUGACUUCCUUUCCAGGUACCCCCUUCCUGUUAUGCGUUCACCGUGCCCGGAAGACGAUAGUCCAGCCAGCCCCAAGCCAGAUGACCGCUCAUUCUGCCACAACAUGGAGUCUGAUUCACCGCCUGAAGAUCUAGCCAAGGAACCAACUGAUGAGAAUGCACUGCAUGAGCAGCAGUCCAGUGCAGAUAAUGUAAGCACAACGGCGGCCAUCGCUACCACCACCGCCACCCCCACUGCUGCUGGCGACGGUACUGAAGAAGUGCCCAGCUCUUCUUCUGGCAGCCCUGGAGGUCUCGUUGAUCACACGGUAACUAACGGUGUUUCCGUGAAUGAUGGUGCAGUAGUGCCUUCUGCUGGUACUGCUGCUGGCGACAACGCAGAGUGUGGUGACAGCACUCUUACGAAAGCUGAAGAUGCCAUCGAUAUGCCAGCAGACGAGCAAAUGAAAUUCAACGAGGAAUGUGUAUGUGUUCACGAUUGUUUCAGUGUUGAUCAGUCAGUUCGCCGUUUGAUUCCAGCCAAUGCUUGGCGCAUUAUCCGCCCAUACAUGACCGAUGCAACUGAAUAUCCCGUCAACCAAGAACUGUGUUCGAAGUGUCAGGAGACACGCUGCGAGGAGGAGAGUUUGGAACUGGCACUUCGACUCCAGGCGUCAGAGCAGAAGGAGGCGUAUGCGUCUUUGCUGAUGAACCGCUCGCAGGAUGCUAUGUUACAGCCGGGUGAAUCAUGUGCAAUAUUCUACAUUGUUGCUGGUGACUUUCUUGACAAGCUCAAGCGGUUCAUUCGAAGCAAUGGCCAGUCCGGCAUACCGGAGUGCAUUGACAACUCUGCGUUUGUUUGCGGUGAGCACGGCCAGCUGAUCUACAAUGUGUUGCCAGAUGACGACGAACAGUUAAGCGAUGACUACGACUGUCCUCGAUUCUCUUACGUCACGGAGCACCACUGGCAGGAUUUGCAACGCUACUACAGUUGCCGCAAUGCACUGUCCGUGCAGCUAAGUCGCGACCUGGACCCAAGCAUACCCGAGGAGCAGCUCCGUGUCGACCAGUGCUCAUCUCCUUCGUUGUGCAUGGACUGUUAUAGCCAGCGCUUAGCCGACUGUCACAAGAAACGACUGGAGUACUCGGAAGCCACCGUCUACAUACGUCAGGUCGAAUCCAAUCCCACCAGCACUGCCGCAAUGACGACUGACGGCUCGAACAGCCAUGAUCCCAUCGAUCUCGAUGCACCGCCGACUAAGCGCCUGUGCGUGAAUCCGGAAGAAGGUGGAUCACUAGGUGUUCGCCGUAGCACCAGGCAGCGAAGGUGUCGCAACUCCAUCAGCAUUCGUGUUUCCUCUACUGAGCCUCUUAUUGAUUUGAAACUGAAGUUGAUGCGGCACAUUACCGCUGCGCCUUUCGACCAACACUUGGCCAUCGAGGAGGAUGGCGGCAAGUGCACCGAGUUGCUGGACGACAAGGGCACUCUCAGCGCACAGGGUGUGGCGCCGAAUGCGUCUCUGCUAGUCUGGGUGGAUAAGCCAGUCGCAACUGAAGUAGAAGAACUGGCACCAGUAGACACCACGCCUGAAGAAGGAUUUAAAGGAACCGUGCUGCUGUCCUGAGAGCAGUGCAUGAACAAAGUGAACACACACCCAUGCACGCACAUGCACAUAAUUCCUCCUGAACAUAUAUGCAGACACACGCCGAUACUCCAUCUACUCUUGAAGUCUUGUUCUCUGCACUGGUGGUGGUGAUGGUGGUGGAGCCCUUGCUUUCAUAGCUUUGGUUUCUGUUCUUACACUGGUUUUCAAGUACCUUUUUUUAGCUGAGCCAUCGUCUAGAUUUUAUUGUUUUUAGUAGGCCGUUGUAGUUUUUAUAAUUAUAGAUCCAAAGCCCUGGUGGGUGUGUGUGUGUGUGUGUGUUCGUUUUUGUGUCAGUGUGUGUGUGUUUACCUAAGUACCCACCUUUUUUUCCUACUUAUUCGAUGCAGGGCAUGAUAGGUCAUUUGUUUUUUUGUAUGCCCUCCCCCCCCCCCCACACACACACACUCAUUAUCUGUUCAUCAACGCCUGAAGUGUUGGCGAUGACUAGUAUUCCAUUGAAUUCCAGUUUCGUUCACUGACAUUUUAUACCUGUUUAAUAGUGGUUCAUUCUUGAUUACCAGCACCUAGCUAACCCUUUUUUUAACCAACAUCUCUAGUUUUGCAGUUCACCAGCUGACUUGAUUUGUUUUCACCACCUUCCUGA